GAGACGAGACCGACAGGUCGGGCGGCCAAUGAGAACGCCGCUCUCCCUGGCGGGGCGGGGCCAGCCGCCGGAGGGGGCGGGCCCGGGCUGGCGCGCAGCGCCGAGGCUCAGCGGCUCCGCGGAGAGAGCGCGUCGCGGGGAGUCGGCGCCUGGGAGACGCGGGAAGGCGCCGCCGCCGCCGCCGCCGCCGCCGCUGCCGCUGGCCAAGGUCCUGGACGCCGCAGGCCCGCCGGCCGCCCCGCCAGGUCAGGCCUCCUCUGCUGCAGCCGCCGCUGCCUCGCCUCCAGCUGGGUCCCCAUGGAAGAGAUGGAAGAAGAGUUAAAAUGCCCUGUGUGCGGCUCCUUCUACCGGGAGCCCAUCAUCCUGCCCUGCUCCCACAACCUCUGUCAGGCGUGCGCCCGCAACAUCCUGGUGCAGACCCCGGAGUCCGAGUCCCCCCAGAGCCGUCGGGCCUCGGGCUCUGGGGUCUCCGACUAUGACUAUCUGGAUCUGGACAAGAUGAGCCUGUACAGCGAGGCGGACAGCGGCUACGGCUCCUACGGAGGUUUCGCCAGCGCCCCCACCACCCCGUGCCAGAAGUCGCCCAACGGCGUCCGCGUUUUCCCCCCUGCUAUGCCGCCACCGCCCACCCACCUGUCACCGGCCCUGGCCCCGGUGCCCCGCAACUCGUGCAUCACCUGCCCCCAGUGCCACCGCAGCCUCAUCCUGGACGACCGGGGCCUCCGCGGCUUCCCCAAGAACCGCGUCCUGGAAGGGGUCAUCGACCGCUACCAACAGAGCAAAGCCGCGGCCCUCAAGUGCCAGCUCUGCGAGAAGGCGCCCAAGGAAGCCACGGUCAUGUGCGAACAGUGCGACGUCUUCUACUGCGACCCCUGCCGCCUGCGCUGCCACCCUCCGCGGGGGCCCCUGGCCAAACACCGCCUGGUGCCCCCGGCCCAGGGCCGCGUGAGCCGGCGGCUGAGCCCGCGCAAGGUCUCCACCUGCACGGACCACGAGCUGGAGAACCACAGCAUGUACUGCGUGCAGUGCAAGAUGCCCGUGUGCUACCAGUGCCUGGAGGAGGGCAAACACUCCAGCCACGAGGUCAAGGCCCUGGGGGCCAUGUGGAAACUGCACAAGAGCCAGCUCUCCCAGGCACUGAACGGAUUGUCAGACAGGGCCAAAGAAGCCAAGGAGUUCCUGGUGCAACUCCGCAGCAUGGUGCAACAGAUCCAGGAAAACAGUGUGGAGUUUGAGGCCUGCCUGGUGGCACAGUGCGAUGCUCUCAUUGAUGCCCUGAACCGCAGGAAGGCUCAGCUGCUGGCCCGGGUCAACAAGGAGCAUGAGCACAAGCUGAAGGUGGUUCGGGACCAGAUCUCUCACUGCACAGUGAAACUACGCCAGACCACGGGCCUCAUGGAGUACUGCUUGGAAGUGAUUAAGGAGAACGACCCCAGCGGCUUUCUGCAGAUUUCAGAUGCCCUCAUAAGGCGGGUUCACCUAACUGAGGGCCAGUGGGGCAAAGGCGCGCUCACCCCCAGAAUGACCACGGACUUGGACCUGAGCCUGGACAACGGCCCUCUGCUGCAGUCCAUUCAUCAGCUGGACUUCGUGCAAGUGAAAGCUUCCUCUCCAGUCCCAGCGACCCCCAUUCUCCAGCUGGAAGAAUGUUGCACCCACAACAACAGUGCUACACUAUCCUGGAAACAGCCCCCUCUGUCCACCGUGGCUGCCGACGGAUACAUUCUGGAGCUGGAUGAUGGAAGUGGUGGUCAGUUCCGGGAGGUCUAUGUCGGGAAAGAGACAAUGUGCACGGUGGACGGCCUUCACUUCAACAGCACAUACAAUGCUCGGGUUAAGGCCUUCAACAAAACGGGAGUCAGCCCCUACAGCAAGACACUGGUCCUCCAGACGUCCGAGGCAGCGGGAGCACAUGACAGUAGACCUAAGAAGGACACAGAUUCAGAAGAACAGACCCUCCCUUUUCCAGUGCCUUCGGAAAGACUGCCGCUCCGUAGAAUGAGCCCUUUCUCCUCCACCCUUAAUCUACAACCCAGCUUCCCCGGGAGAUCCUACUUUGAUUUCCGAUCCUCACCCCACCAGCUGAGCUUGCAUUCUUCUUUACAGUCUCUCAAUACACCGGGAUGCAAUUUUGAGACACAGUCUGCAUCUUACUCUCAAUUAGUUGACAUUAAGAAGCUGCUGGCAGUGGCUUGGUUUGCCUUUGACCCCGGCUCGGCACACUCCGACAUCAUCUUCUCCAAUGACAACCUGACGGUGACGUGCAGUAGCUACGAUGACCGGGUGGUGCUGGGGAAAACCGGCUUCUCGAAAGGGGUCCACUACUGGGAGCUAACGGUAGACCGCUAUGACAACCACCCCGACCCGGCAUUCGGCGUGGCUCGCAUUGACGUGAUGAAGGAUGUGAUGUUAGGAAAGGACGACAAGGCUUGGGCAAUGUAUGUGGACAAUAACCGGAGCUGGUUCAUGCACAACAACUCGCACACCAACAGAACUGAAGGAGGGAUCACAAAAGGAGCCACCAUCGGGGUCCUGCUCGACUUGAACAGAAAGACGCUAACGUUUUUCAUCAACAAUGAGCAGCAAGGCCCCAUAGCAUUUGAGAACGUGGAAGGCCUCUUCUUUCCUGCUGUCAGCCUGAACAGGAACGUGCAGGUCACGCUUCACACUGGGCUUCCGGUCCCCGACUUCUACUCCAGCAGAGCGUCCAUAGCCUGAGGCUGUGCUGCAGAGGCACUAGCUGUCCCCGAGAGGGACGGCACAGAGCCACCAGCCUCGGCGUACACAGAGUUGGUACAAGAGAGAGAAGAAGAGCUGGGUCCUCCGCCAUCUUCACCCCUACAGCUCCGCCCUUUCCCAUCAGCCUCUCUGCAUCACUAAACCCGCGCCCCCUUCCUCACCCAGAAGCGCUAACUCACAGAGGACCCGGCAGCCCAUCGCUUCCCUUCGUUUCCACUUCCACGUGUUGCUUUUCUUUAAUUUAGGUUUUUGGGUUUUUUUUUUAAUGUAGGUUGAGUUCAGUUUGUUUUUGUUUUUGUUUUUCUGAUCAUGUUUUGGUGACUUACCUACCUAACUGGCAUUGCCAAGAAAAAAAUUCUUCUGGAAACUUUCUUCUUUAGCUUUUGGUCAGACAAAGAUGUUAUAGGAGAGCAGGUAGGAAAGAGGUCAAACUUAGAGUUCACCAUCUGGUUCCUAGGGUGCUCUUGCCCUGAUUCCUGGAGGCAUGUAAGCUCUUUUUGGGAGGUAGGCAGGGGGCACUUGGCAUCCUGAAGCACAAAUACAUCAACUACACAGGUUCACAGCAGGGUAAGGACCAUUCAGAUAGGCCCUGAACAUUGGGAAGACCAGGAGACUCAAAUGAGUUGCUUCAUUUAGUUAAUGCAAAUUUUUAAUUAGGAACUAAUAUGGACCAGGCAGUGUUCAAGACACCAGAAUGCUGUGUUCUAGACGCUAGGGAAGGCUGUGGGAAAAGAUCAAUAGUCUACCUUUCCGGAACUUACAUUCUCAUAUAACAAAGCAACAAAUAACUUGCAGUUGUUCUAAGUAGCAGAAAGGAGUCAAAGAAGGUGUCCUUGCCGAAUCCUUAGAUUGAUGCUGAGCCCACACACUCUGGCCACACCAGACUUGCACCAACCCCAUGCUUUUUCCACUGCGCUAUCUUAAUUAUGGUCUCUGCUGCUACUCAUCACAGAGGCAGGCCUUCCUUGGCAGAAAUGAUCUCAGCAUUGUUUCUCAUUAAUGCUGCAAUCAUAACAAGCCUUAAAAAAAAAAAAAGGAAAAAAGGAAAUUAAAAAAAAAAAAGAA
Molecule: messenger RNA, 3804 nt
Organism: Meriones unguiculatus (Mongolian gerbil)
Lineage: Eukaryota; Metazoa; Chordata; Mammalia; Rodentia; Muridae
Gene: Trim9
Product: tripartite motif containing 9
Exons: 14
Coding region: 298-2718 (806 amino acids)
Molecular function (GO): protein binding; zinc ion binding
Source: RefSeq, a predicted model, not a curated record